CAUCUCGACAUACUUGAGUAUAUGUAAGAUGCCGUUAAGUGUUGGGAGGCCGAGUUUGCCUGCGAGAGUGAGCACGAGUAGCGUCAGCAGUAGACAGCAGCUGUCGGAGGUGGUGGAUGAUGUCGGUGCUGGGGAGCGGUUGCGUGGGAUCUUGGGGAAGGGGGUGGAGGUGCGGAGGGAUGUGCAGACGUUGAAGGAGUUGAGGAUGCUGAUUCAGCAAGACGGUCUACCAAUCGAAAGUGAUGACGGAAUGAACACCCACCGCCCUUACGUCUGGUCAAUCCUCCUUGGCGUCCCCCCCACCGCCUGGGAAACCUACGCCUCCCUAAUCUCCCUCGGCCAAUCCCCCUCUUACUCCAAAAUCCGACAAGACACGUUCCGUACACUCCCCACCGACCCUCUCUUCAAACGCCGUGUGCAAGAAUCAUCCCUGAUCCGUCUCUUGAACGCGUUUGAUUGGACACAGCGGAACGAGAGGGAGGAAGCUGGAGGGAAGGGGGACGAGGUUGGGUAUGUACAGGGAAUGAACGUGCUUGCUGCGCCGUUUUUGUAUAUGGCGAAGAGUGAGACGCAGGCGUUUGCGUUGUAUAGUCGGUUCAUUACGCAUUGUUGUCCGGCGUAUGUUAAACCAUCCUUAGAGGGUGUACAUCGUGGCCUCAGGCUCCUCGACAUCUGUCUCUCCCUCAUCGACCCAGAACUUUCCUCUUACCUCCGCUCAAAAGACCUCACAGCAAAAAUCUAUGGAUUCGCUUCUGUCCUUACACUCUCGGCCUCGACCCCGCCCCUACCCGAAGUCCUGAUAUUAUGGGACUUUCUACUGGCACGCGGAGUUCACCUCAACAUCCUCUGCAUCAUCGCCCAACUCGUCCUAAUCCGUAACGAACUCCUCUCAUCCCCGAGUCCGGGCACGUUGUUGCGCUCCUUCCCACCCCUCCAAGCACGCAAACUGAUUGGGUUGUGUUUCGGGUUCUUGCAUAAUUUCAUACGGCAUGAAAAGGAGUUGUAUAGGAUGUUGGCUAUGCAUACGUAUGAUGAGGAGGUCGGGAAGGAGAUUGACGGGUUGGAUGCGGAGAGGUGGAGGCCCAUGGCUGGGAAAUGAUUAAAGCUAUGUGAACACCAACCGGGCUGGACCUGGUGUAGAUGAGAUACCCCU
Saitoella complicata NRRL Y-17804 is the source of this 1153-nucleotide messenger RNA. Its product is annotated as TBC-domain-containing protein. Gene Ontology annotation, molecular function: GTPase activator activity. The record is from RefSeq and is a predicted model, not a curated record. The coding region runs from base 29 to 1099 and encodes 356 amino acids. NCBI's taxonomy places the organism in Eukaryota, Fungi, Ascomycota, Saitoellomycetes, Saitoellales, Saitoellaceae. The transcript has 4 exons. Gene Ontology annotation, biological process: activation of GTPase activity; negative regulation of septation initiation signaling. Gene Ontology annotation, cellular component: mitotic spindle pole body.